AUGUCUCUGGCCUCGUCGAGUUCAUGUGAUGGAAUGCCUUCGAAAAUCCACGUCGAGUCGGUCGGCUUCAGAAGGCCGCAAAUGACGAGGACGACGAUGUCGGGUGUUACGCGCAUCGCUCGACUGCCGACACUUGUCACCCCGCCCCCCGAAGGUAACCUGCAGUUGAUAGCCGCGACCACGCCCAUCUCGACGGCAUCACCUUCGGACGGAGACGAGUGCAGUGGUCGUGGCAUGGUGCCAAUUGACCGACGAACGGGAAUUCUGACAGCUAGGAGGAAAGACGCUCGAAAGGGCCAACUGAUUGUCAGUAAUGAACGAAAGAAGGCUGCACAAGUGGCAACUAAUGGAUGCAUCCGAUCAAAAGUCAAUGCUAUGCAGCCUCGAGCUCGAACAACAAUGACUGAAGUGGCCGAUUGUCCAGAACCACCGAAUUUUGAUCGAGAGACAGCAGCACUUGUGGAGCAGCUGGUCACCAGCGCCAUUUCGAGAGCCACGGACAGCCUUAAGAAAGAAGCCGAAAUCGCACAUCUCCGUCGACAAGCACAGAAUUACAAAAAAUUGCUCGAGAAACUUCAACAAUCUACCAAACUCACCAUAGAAGAAAAGGAUAAAGUAAUCGAAUCACUGCAACAAGAAGAAGCUAGACGACUAACUCGAAAUUUGGCGGAGGAAACUUGUGAUCAGGAUAAGGUAAUCGAAUCACUGCAACAAGGAGAAGCUAGACGACUAACUCGAAAUUUGGCGGAGGAAACUUGUGAUCAGAUCACCAAAUCAAGUAUGGAUCAUGUUGAAAAGUUGAAUGAAACCGCUACGAAAACGAGAAGCAUCGGGUUGGACACCAGGUCGAUGAGCAGCCAUCUAACUAAACUUCAACUAAUGACUACAGAAUUGGAACAAGACUUUUUCCCUUGGAUGUUCGCCAAAGCUGACCAAAUGUUUCGACGGACGAUGACCACAAUUCAACUUGAAAAUCGUAAUAACUAA
Molecule: messenger RNA, 987 nt
Organism: Ostertagia ostertagi
Lineage: Eukaryota; Metazoa; Nematoda; Chromadorea; Rhabditida; Trichostrongylidae
Source: the annotation of a GenBank genome assembly